This is a messenger RNA of Chionomys nivalis (European snow vole), 6789 nucleotides long. It is a transcript of the gene Rbm15b, whose product is annotated as RNA binding motif protein 15B. The transcript has a single exon. Gene Ontology annotation, molecular function: mRNA binding. NCBI's taxonomy places the organism in Eukaryota, Metazoa, Chordata, Mammalia, Rodentia, Cricetidae. Gene Ontology annotation, biological process: regulation of alternative mRNA splicing, via spliceosome. Gene Ontology annotation, cellular component: nucleus. The record is from RefSeq and is a predicted model, not a curated record. Bases 875 to 3541 code for a protein of 888 amino acids.
UGUAGACAGAGCAUUAACCAGCAAGAUGUUAACAUGGCGAGAUAUGAUAACUUCUGGCAUUACCUGCUCUACAGACCUACCUUUCCAGCCUCCUGUCUGCCCAGAAACCUACAGCAGAAAGUUGGACCCAGGGGCACCAAGAUUCCUGUCUAUAGGAUGCAAAUGCAGCACUGGACCCAGGGAGGUCUCACCAGCAUCUGUAGUCUUUGUUUUCAGGGUCUGGCCAGGACAGUGCCUGAAGAAUCUGAAUGCAGAAGAUCCUGGGAUGUGGGUCCUGGACAGGGUGUAGGAUCCUACAAGGACAUCACCUCUGGUCCCAGUCAGAAAACGCCAUGGAGGGGAAUGGGAUUUCAAGCUAGUGACAGGUUUGAGGGGGAUACUUCACGGACCGAGGCCGCCGGUCAAGUGGCCAUUCCUGUUCUAGUGGGCACGGCCCUGAGCUGGCAGACCCACCGGCGCGGGUAGCCCCCCCAGAGCACAAAGCCCAAGUCCCCGUGGGGCCUGCCUGCUCCUGAGGAACUCCGCGCACAACGCAGUAGCCGGUGCCUAACCCCAGCCAGCCACACAGUGGCGCCAGAGCUCGCAGUCGGGCCAGCUCCUCCGGUUGCCGAGGUGUCACGUGGUGCAGGACCGCGGAGCCGGGUGAUAGGCGCCGAGCGAAACUCUCGUCCCGCCCACCCGAGUCACGUGGUGCGGCCGGCGCAGCUUGAUAACGCAGCUCCCGGCCCCUCGGCGCCGCUCCCGCCCCGCCCCGCCGCCGCCGCCGCGCCGAGUCCUUUUGUCCAAGAUGGCGGCGCCGGGGGCGCUGCCUCCUGGGCUGCCGCCGCUGCUGCUGUGAGGGACCUGCGGGCCGCCCGCCCGCCGCGCCGGCGCCAUGAAGCGGCAGAACGAGCGAGACUCCAGCCCGAGCGGGCGUGGCUCGUCAUCGUCCGCCAAGCGGCCGCGGGAGCGCGAACGGGAGGCAGAGGCGGGCGGGCGGCGAGCAGUGCACAAGGCCUCCGGCGGCACCAAGCACCCGGUUCCAGCGCGGGCUCGUGACAAGCCCCGCGGCAGUGGCGGCGGCGGGCAUCGCGACGGUCGCGCUGCCGGGGAUGCGAAUCACCGAGCGAGCAGCGGGCGCUCCUCGGGCGCGCCCGGAGGCGGAGGACGCACCGGCAAGGCCUCGGGGGACCCCGGUGCCGGCGGCUCGUCGCCCCGCGCCUCUCCGCUGCCACCGCCCCCGCCGCCCCCCGGGGCGGAACCAGCGGGUCCCGGCUCCACGGCGGCUCCGGAAUACAAGACGCUCCUCAUCAGCAGCCUGAGCCCCGCGCUGCCGGCCGAGCACCUGGAGGACCGGCUCUUCCACCAGUUCAAGCGUUUCGGUGAGAUCAGCCUGCGCCUGUCGCACACUCCGGAGCUGGGCCGCGUGGCCUACGUGAACUUCCGGCACCCACAGGACGCGCGCGAGGCCCGGCAGCACGCCCUGGCCCGGCAGCUGCUGCUCUACGACCGGCCGCUCAAGGUAGAGCCGGUCUACCUGCGCGGCGGCGGCGGCGGGAGCAGCCGGCGCAGUAGCAGCAGCAGCGCCGCCGCCUCCACGCCGCCCCCGGGGCCCCCCACGCCCGCCGACCCCCUGGGCUACCUGCCGCUGCACGGAGGCUACCAGUACAAGCAGCGCUCGCUGUCACCGGUAGCCGCCCCGCCCCUGCGGGAGCCCCGCGCUCGGCACGCCGCGGCAGCCUUCGCCCUGGAUGCUGCGGCCGCGGCCGCCGUGGGACUGUCUCGGGAGCGGGCUUUGGACUACUACGGGCUGUACGACGACCGCGGGCGCCCCUACGGCUACCCGGCCGUGUGCGAGGAGGACCUGAUGCCGGAGGAUGACCAGAGAGCCACGCGCAACCUCUUCAUCGGGAACCUGGACCACAGUGUAUCUGAGGUGGAGCUCCGACGGGCCUUCGAGAAGUACGGCAUCAUUGAGGAGGUGGUCAUCAAGAGGCCUGCCCGUGGCCAAGGUGGUGCCUAUGCCUUCCUCAAGUUUCAGAACCUGGACAUGGCACACAGGGCCAAGGUGGCUAUGUCCGGCCGGGUGAUUGGCAGAAACCCCAUAAAGAUAGGCUACGGCAAGGCUAACCCCACCACCCGCCUCUGGGUGGGUGGUCUGGGACCUAACACCUCGCUGGCAGCCCUGGCCAGGGAAUUUGAUCGCUUUGGGAGCAUUCGGACCAUCGAUCACGUCAAAGGAGAUAGCUUUGCCUACAUCCAGUACGAGAGCCUGGACGCAGCCCAAGCCGCCUGCGCUAAAAUGAGGGGCUUUCCCUUGGGUGGGCCGGAUCGCAGGCUCAGGGUGGAUUUUGCCAAAGCAGAGGAGACUCGCUAUCCCCAGCAGUACCAGCCCUCCCCUCUCCCUGUGCAUUAUGAGCUGCUCACUGAUGGAUAUACCCGGCAUCGAAACCUGGAUGCGGACCUAAGGGUGCGGGAUAGGACCCCUCCACACCUCCUCUAUUCAGACCGGGACCGGACCUUUUUGGAAGGGGACUGGACCAGCCUCAGUAAAAGUUCCGACCGCAGAAACAGCCUGGAGGGCUAUAGCCGCUCAGUGCGCAGCCGGAGUGGUGAGCGCUGGGGAGGAGAUGGGGACCGGAGUAUAGCCAAGCCCUGGGAAGAGAGACGCAAGCGAAGGAGCCUUUCCAGUGACCGUGGGAGGGCAACUCAUUCCCCUUAUGAGGAACGGAACAGGACCAAGGGUGGGGGGCAGCAGUCUGAGCGAGGCUCGGACCGCACCCCUGAGCGUAGCCGAAAGGAAAACCACUCCAGUGAAGGGACCAAGGAGUCAGGCAGCAACUCCCUCAGCAACAGCAGACAUGGUGCGGAGGACAGGGGCCACCAUCACCACCACCACGAGACUCCAGACUCCUCCCAUGGAAAAAAGACUCGAGAGAGUGAACGCAAUCAUCGGACCACUGAGGCAGAGCCCAAGACUCUUGAAGAGCCAAAACACGAGACCAAAAAGCUAAAGACUCUUUCCGAGUACGCUCAGACACUGCAGCUGGGUUGGAAUGGGCUUCUAGUUUUGAAAAACAGCUGUUUUCCAACAUCUAUGCACAUCCUAGAGGGGGACCAGGGAGUUAUCAGCGGUCUCCUCAAAGACCACACUUCUGGCAGCAAGCUGACCCAGCUAAAGAUUGCCCAGCGCCUUCGACUGGACCAGCCCAAGCUGGACGAGGUCACCCGUCGCAUCAAGCAGGGGAGCCCCAACGGCUACGCAGUGCUCCUAGCCAUCCAGUCAGCCCCCAGUGGACCUGGCACUGAAGGGGUGCCCGCCGUGGAACCAGGCCUACAGAGGCGGCUUCUCAGGAACCUGGUCUCCUACUUGAAACAGAAGCAGGCUGCAGGGGUGAUCAGCCUGCCAGUGGGUGGGUCUAAGGGCAGAGACAGCACGGGCAUGCUCUAUGCUUUCCCACCCUGCGACUUCUCACAGCAGUACCUGCAGUCGGCACUGCGGACCCUGGGCAAGCUAGAGGAAGAACAUAUGGUGAUAGUUAUAGUCAGAGACGCUGCCUAGCCCGCACCUGCUCUUCCGCUGUGUUUGUGUCACAGAGCAGUCAUGUUAAAAUCUGCUCCCUUCUCUACCUACCUUACCCCCUUGGUUUGAAUUCUCUGCUGGGUUGUUCUGGUUCAUUUGGUGGCAUCCUGUCCACUGCUAAAACUAAGCUCAUGGGUCUGGGGCUUUUUUUUGUUGUUUUUUUACAAGAAAAAAACUCCUGUUGUGUUUCCCAUGUAUGAGCUAUUAUCUGCUGUAUUCUGUAUUUUUUUAUUCUUUUUUAUUUUUAUUUUUUUGACUAACUGUAUGGAAAGUUGUCAGUAAAGCCUUUGUCAGAGGAUGAAUUUUUUUUAAUCUGACCAUAGUCCUGGUUUAAUCAGGUUUUUUCUUAAAAAAUGGAAAACUGCCCUCAGUGCAUGACCUAUGUCCAAUUUUUGGUACCACUGCUUCUAGCAGUGUGCUACGUUCGUGGUGCCCAGCUCUUCGUCUGUCAGGACCCUGCUCACACUCAUUGGUCCCUAAUGGCCAACAGGCUUGUGUGACGUGGGCCGUUACACCACCCUGAGCAGAGCCAGUUAGAGGAAGGGCCUGGGCCUAAGAUCUGUACCAACCACUACAGGUAGUUUUUAUUAUUGUUUUUUCCCUGUCUUAAGUGCUUCAGUUUGAGCUAUGGCCGUUAGACAAGGUACCUAAUUCUAAAGCUUGUUGGACAGAGAGGGUAGUUUUCAGUUUUGUGGUCUUGCAUUGGGGGGAGGAACAGUGCAAUAUUGAUGCUGAGGAGCCUUGUGCUUAACCUGUCCAGGCUCCCUCUGGAUCAGUCUUUAGUCUUUAUGUAGUUUAGGGUCUCCAGUAUCAGUCAGCUGCCUGGUUCCCAGGGGUCCUGGAGGGAAAUGGUGGGAUGCAGGGUGAGAAGCAGCCUAGCUUGGUUAACCCUUCAAUGUGCUUGUGAUUUGGGGCUUUCUUUGGUCUUUCAGGGUUGUCAGUAGAGUGAGCCUGUGCCACAGUCAAAUCUAGAGGUUUAUGGCCAACAGCAAACUUCCCAGCUACAGUACUCAGUGCUGCAAGGGAAUACAGUGUCCUUGGUGAGUGACAUAGCUUUCCGUGAUGAGCCACAGAAAUGAGGUAAGGAAACAGAUCAUUCUCUGUGGGAAAGAAGUCACAGUUGCUAAAUGAUAGGCUAGAGCCCAGAGCCUCAUCAGCUGGGCUUAGAAGGAAACAGAUUGAGGCAUCCUCAGGCUGGGAGGGGAAAGUGGCCCAAGGAGUUUUAGGCUCUGCCUUUGCUGUCUCAAGUAGGACGUUAGAUCAGGCAACAGUUGUCACCACAGAUCACAGCUAGGCUGAGGAUGUGCCAGCUUGAGAAGUCCCAACCAGUCAGGCCUAGGAGAAUGGGAGUCCUGGUUAGGGGUUGGUUCUGGCCCACCUGUAACCUCUGGGCUCUGAGAUAGACCUUGGCGGUUUUAUGGAGUUCAUGUAUGUCUACAAGGACAGAAACUCUGGAAAUUGGGUAAAAUAGGGACUUUCUUCUCACCAGAUCUUGGCUGGUAUUCAUGAGACCAAACAUGUCUCUAAAACAGAGGGUCGCAACCCCUUUGACAAACUUGUGUCACCAGAAAAUAUUUACGUUACAAUUCAUAACAGUAGCAGAAUUACAGUUAUGAAGUAGCAAUGAAAAUAAUUUUAUGGUUGGGGUCACCAACACAAGAGGAACUGUGCUAAGGGAUCACAGCAUAGGAAGGUUGAGGACCACUGCUCUGAAGCAUUAAUGAGAGUGUUAAUGUAUCCUUGAGCUGUGGUCACUGCCUUCAUUGGAGCAAGUCAGUAGGCCUGGUGUCCCAAACUACUUCAGAAUUGUCAUACCGCCAGAAACCAGAGCAAGCCUCAUCUUGAAGGCCUGUUGCAGUUUUUCUUGGAAAUCUUGAACAAUGUCAUAGAACAGCUAGCUACAAAGCAAGUUUCAUCACCCAAGUGCACCCUUCCCAGGCAGAACCAAGACACCCCGGCCCCAGCUUUAAUCAACCCGUUUGGAAAGGGUCACCCUUUGGCUCCAGUGAUAACCACUAUUUUCUUGGUAAGACCCACAACCCUCUGUGGCCUCCUAGCCAGCCCUGCCAGCACUAAAGAAGGUGUGGGUCAGGUAACCAAGGCCUUUUCUGGUCAUGACAUUGUCUCCAGAGAGAAAGCCAACAGCAGGUACCCAGCGGCUGACGUUUCAUGAAGGCAAAAAACCAGAGCAGACAAAACCCCUUAAUGGGUAGUGUUUUUAUACCCUGUGUCUUCCUAAGUGACUCAGGUUUUGAACCCUAGUAGAACAAGGAAGGUAGAUGUUUUCUUUUAGUCUCGUGAAACACAUUCCUAAGGGAGUGUUGUCAAGUCAACCAGAAUUGUGCUUUCCUAUUAAAUGUGCCCGUCUCCACCUUGGGAGGCCUGUGGGUACUCCCAAGAGCUUCUGGCAGAUGAGCUGAAUUAGUGAUGAUGCAGAGUUUCGCUGCUUUCUCUUCAGCUGCAUUCAGUGCCGCCAUCAGACUUGUACCGAUGUUGUCAGCUAACCAGUUAAUGCCAAGGCAUGAAGCAGACGAGGAGCCGAGGCCUCGGCUUUUACAGGAACAGGAUGGAUGUGCCUCUGUGGUCCAGGCCAUUUCAGUGUGACAGGUUGUGUUCCUGAGUGUAGCAGGUUCUACCUACCCCUGGAGAGUUUUUGCCAUCUUUUGUUGCUUGUUUACUUUAUACCCAAUACACCCUUCUCUCAGUAGAGGGAGAGGUGUCUCUGUGGCUAUGUAAUUAAUGCCUAUGUAACAGAAACCGAAGCUACCAUUUUGGCAAAAUCAGAGAGAGAAAUUAAUGUUUUAUAUUUAUUGUGGGAAAAGAAAUGGUGGGAUAAACAAAGCAUGAGCCCCUGAUACUUUCAGACCCGUGAAGUUUUUCCUCCAUACCCAACGUGACCAAGCCUCAAGUACCCCUCAACUUCUAGGACUGAAAAAGACCUAGGGGUGGCCAGACUGCUCCUUAAAGGUCCCACACAUAGUGAUAGAGAUGCAGCCCCACUCCCUUAUCCCCUCUGCCUCCCCCCGCCCCUUAUCCUCACAAGGCCUCCAGCAACUUCAGGCCAGGCUCAAGUGACUAAACUACUAUCUGCCCUGGGAGACUUGCUGUGGGAGGGGCUCUGCCUUCCUUAGGUCCCCUGGUCUGGCCAGAACUGUGAGGAGGUGAAGGACACCCCACCUCAGUAAAAGAAAACAAGGAAAGGCCAUAAACAAAGACAGACUUGUAGU